This is a messenger RNA of Panonychus citri (citrus red mite), 1628 nucleotides long. Its product is annotated as nuclear pore complex protein Nup93-like. Gene Ontology annotation, cellular component: nuclear pore. Bases 156 to 1535 code for a protein of 459 amino acids. Gene Ontology annotation, molecular function: structural constituent of nuclear pore. The record is from RefSeq and is a predicted model, not a curated record. Lineage: Eukaryota; Metazoa; Arthropoda; Arachnida; Trombidiformes; Tetranychidae. The transcript has 4 exons. Gene Ontology annotation, biological process: poly(A)+ mRNA export from nucleus; protein import into nucleus.
CAGUUGUUUACCGGUUUUUUAUUUAUUCUCUGAUUAUUAUUGAUUAAUUAAUUUUCUCUAUUGAUUUUCUUUGAUUGAAUUGUAUUUUUUCUUUUGUUCAAUUUACUCUGUGUGGUGAUUAAAGUCUUGCGGUGUUUCAAAAGGGAAAACAUAUCAUGGAGGUUACUAGUUUUGAUGAUCUUCUUCAAAAAGCUGAGCAACUUCAAGCUCAAGUUGAUUUACCUUUUCCUCGGAUCGAGCGUAAUAUUAAACAAUUAUAUGAAGUUGGUCACAAUUUAUGGACUCGAACUGGUUAUCAUGCUUCCAGAGAUUCUAAUGAAGCACGAGCAUCGGUACUUCUUGGUUCUAAAGGAUAUGACCUGCAGAAAGCUAAUCAACAUUUGGAAUCAUUGAAAGCAGAUUUUUCUACCGUUGAAUCAUCCAAGAUUAGUGAUAUCCAUGGAUUUUUAAAGAAUGAGAGAGAAAAUGCUGUUCUUUCAUCUAUUGAGGAGGUAAAAAAGGCUACCUUUGAAAUUGUCGAUGGUAAAUGUUGGUCUAAAACCGCCAAAGAUUGGGAAGAUCAAAAAAUGUCCAUUUUAACCAAUCUUGUUGGAGAUGAAAAUGACUCAUCUGAUGUUACCAUGGCUAAUCUUUCAUCUAGAUUAGUUACCACUCCAAGGAUUAAAAUGAGAGAUCUUACCUCUAGAUUGACCACCAGAGAUGUUGCCAAUUAUACACCAAUUUUAGAGCUUAUAAAAAAAUCUCCAACUGACCAAAAUUUAUCAACCUUGUCCAGUGCUUUGAGAGAGCAUAAAGAUUUCGAGACUGUGUUGGGUUAUAAAACUGUUGAUGGUAAUAGAGUAACUGGAUUAAUUGAUCAAUAUCAUCCUGAUCCAAUGAAACUAAUCCGACGUGUUGCUGCUGAUUGUGAGGAGACUGGAUUGAUUGAAGAAGCCAUCAAAUUAUAUGAUUUAUCUCAAGAUGAUGAGAAAUGUUUGGAUUUACUAAUUAAAUAUUUAACACCCUUAGUGCCUAAGAAAAAAGUACCAAAUGAAUUGAGGGACAAAUUGGAACCAUUAGCAAUUAAUAUCGCUGAAAGGUAUCACAAUUAUGGUUACGAUGCCAAACCAGAAAUGGUUUCAGUUUUUCAUUUACUAUUAGAUUUGAUGGCAUUUUUUGACAAUUACCAUAAAUUAUCACUCGAUGAUGCUAUGGAGAUAAUUGAAAAACUCAACAUUCUACCAUUUAAAAUUGAACAAGUCGAUGCCAAAGCCAAUGAAUUUUCCUCAUAUGCUGAUGAGAUUCGCCAAUUAAUUCCAGACAUUUUAGUUGCCACCAUGAAUAUACUUCACACUCAAUAUAAGAAGAUCAAAUCAAUCGCUCCAUUGACAUCUAGUAAAUUUGGUGUAUUAGUUGAAGCAAAUGAAAAAGAGGGACUUCUUACAUCUCUUAAAUCAAAAGCUCGUCUUUUGAUCACCUAUGCUGGUAUGAUUCCUUACCGAAUGCCUGGUGACAUUAAUGCUCGUCUCGUUCAAUUGGAAGUCACAAUGAAUUAAAUCAAUUAAUCUCUCCUCAUUUCUAUUCAUCACAAUACAAUUAACGUCUUUUUUUCUCUCUCACUAAUAAAGUUAACAUCAAAGAAAAACAAA